AAAUAUGGCUGUGUAAAAUGGCGCAUUUCCUCGUAUUUUAGUGCAGAGUUCAAUUGCAAAAGGAUUUGCUUGUGAUUUGCACCAGAUGACACACAGCCGCGCCGAUUCAAGAUCUUUGUCUUCUUGAUAAGAGCCAUCUGUGAUUUCAUUCAGGACACUAAGCAGAGCCAAAUUCUCAACACCUGUUAACAUUUCUCUCUCUUGAACAGCAACAAAGAGGGAAGGUUAAGAUGGGUUCUGUUUUCAGUUCAAAAAAGAACAGAGAGCAAAUUGAGAUGGCUCUUGCCAAAGCCAAGCAGAUCGUCAACUCCAACCCUGCUGUUGUUUUUAGUAAAACUUACUGUGGAUAUUGCAAGAGGGUUAAGCAGCUGUUUUCCCAGUUGAAUGCAACAUACAAAGUCAUCGAACUUGAUGAGGAGAGUGAUGGAGAUGAGAUUCAAAUGGCUCUAGCUGAGUGGACUGGGCAGAGAACUGUGCCAAACGUGUUCAUUGGUGGCAAACAUAUUGGUGGUUGUGACUCGGUCAUGGAAAAACAUAAUGAAGGAAAGCUCGUUCCCUUGCUAGCUGAUGCUGGUGCAAUCGCUAAACUAUCUGUUCAGUCGUAAAUUUAUGUGAAGAAGAAAGAAACUUAUGUGGAAAAUAAGUCGUAUUGAAAAAGUACUAUGCAUUUUAUAUUCAAUAAACAAUCUUGGUGGUCUAUGUUGUUAAUGUUUUCUGUACUCCAUUGGCUUGGCAUAACCUUU
Olea europaea var. sylvestris is the source of this 743-nucleotide messenger RNA. Its product is annotated as glutaredoxin. The record is from RefSeq and is a predicted model, not a curated record. Gene Ontology annotation, molecular function: glutathione disulfide oxidoreductase activity. Gene Ontology annotation, cellular component: cytoplasm. The transcript is spliced from 4 exons. The coding region runs from base 231 to 605 and encodes 124 amino acids. NCBI's taxonomy places the organism in Eukaryota, Viridiplantae, Streptophyta, Magnoliopsida, Lamiales, Oleaceae. Gene Ontology annotation, biological process: cellular response to oxidative stress.